ACUUCAACACACAGCCUAUUUUGGUUCAGUUGAGGAAGGAUUCUGUCCUUUGUUCUUGUUGAUUUCGGUGGUCUCUACAAAGUUCGAUAUUUAUAGAAGCAAAUCCUCAACAACUACAUGUACUCUGAACUAUUAAAACUAAACUAAAAAUAUGCUAAAUCCUGCAUUGCGUUUAACUCCAAAGGAACAUCAUAUUGUACUCAAGCAGUAAUCAACAGUCAAUUAAUUCCACCUGUGUUCAUUCUCAAGCCAUAUGGGAGUCCAUGUAGGAAACAAUUCUCCUGACCAAUGGGAAAUGCGCCUGCUCUCUGGAGGACUGCAGCACAAGGCUGGUGGUUGAAGUGUUGCUGAACAGGAAGUUGCUGAGUAGAAUUGAGAGAGCUCCAACAGACAUGAGGGUCUUUUGUCAGGUUCUUGUCUUGCUUUUCUUAGCAGGCUUAUGCUCACUCGGGAAAGCUCAAGUUCACGCAGUCGUCAGCAGACCAAUCCCAGGAACUCUGCAGAAUGUCAGUAAGAAUGACACUGGGGUACAGAAGGCCGUCCUGACCGGAACCUACUCAUUUAACAAUAAGUCUAACGAUGCUUUUCUGUUCAAAGCGUCGUCUGUUGAUGAUGCAAAGAGACAGGUAGUCAAAGGCAUCCGCUACAUUCUGGAAGUGAAGAUCUCACGGACUGUGUGUAGGAAGACGGCCAACAACAAUGAUCUCACCAAGUGUCCCUUUCAGACAGAUAGUCUGUUACGGCAGACAUUCCUCUGUCAUUUUGACAUAUGGUCCAUUCCAUGGCUGAAGACAAUGUCGACUACAUAUUUUAAGUGUCAUUCUUCUGAUAAGUUCUGAAAUGUCUUUUUCAUCAAAAUGUUUUUCAAUGGAUCACUCUGAAACUUCCUGCUAAGUUAAUGAAUAUGACAAUAAAAUGAGACACAGUGAACAGAA
This is a messenger RNA of Megalobrama amblycephala (Wuchang bream), 935 nucleotides long. RefSeq names its product cystatin-F. The record is from RefSeq and is a predicted model, not a curated record. Gene Ontology annotation, molecular function: cysteine-type endopeptidase inhibitor activity. Bases 393 to 839 code for a protein of 148 amino acids. Gene Ontology annotation, biological process: negative regulation of microglial cell activation; positive regulation of myelination; immune response. The transcript is spliced from 4 exons. Lineage: Eukaryota; Metazoa; Chordata; Actinopteri; Cypriniformes; Xenocyprididae. Gene Ontology annotation, cellular component: endoplasmic reticulum; Golgi apparatus; lysosome.